Acanthopagrus latus (yellowfin seabream) is the source of this 663-nucleotide messenger RNA. RefSeq names its product artemin. The coding region runs from base 1 to 663 and encodes 220 amino acids. Gene Ontology annotation, molecular function: growth factor activity; receptor tyrosine kinase binding; glial cell-derived neurotrophic factor receptor binding. The record is from RefSeq and is a predicted model, not a curated record. NCBI's taxonomy places the organism in Eukaryota, Metazoa, Chordata, Actinopteri, Spariformes, Sparidae. The transcript is spliced from 2 exons.
AUGACAGGAAAUCAGGAUUCAGUCCAGGAAAUCGUUGUCCAACCAGAGUACCAGCAGCGACGACGUCCUCAGCAGCUUGUUCCUCUGCCGACAUUUUCAGCUCCAGGCUCCUCUCGUGUUUUAUCUUGGAGCUCUGUUCACCACUCAUCUGCUCGUUCUGGAGAAACAAACAGUGACCAUCAGUACUCUGCAGAUAUAUCAGGUGAAAAACACGAGGCAGCGUCUGCACACACGUCACCAAACGAUGCCAAGAGAAACAGAGUUCCAGCUGCAGAAGACGGCCCGACAGAAGCUUCUGGAUUUGGACCGUCACCCGACCCCAUCAUCCCAAUCCGGUCCCGUCGCUCUACCCUAGAGUCCGAGUGCAGCCUGCGCUCCAUCCUGCUGCAGGUUCGAGACCUGGGGCUGGGCUACGACUCAGACGAGACCGUCCUCUUCAAGUACUGCAGUGGGACGUGUCCACGCGUCCGCUCCAACCACGACCUCACCCUCACCAACCUGCUGCUGAGCGGGGUGCUCCCUCAACCAGCACCUGGGGAGCUGUGGCACAACACGCCCUGCUGCAGGCCCACCCACCACGAAGACAUGGCCUUCCUCGAUAACUCGCACCGCUGGCACAAGGUGGAGAAGCUGUCAGCCGCGGGCUGCAGCUGUGUGGGCUAG